AUUUCCAUUUAAACGUGCUCCAUAUCAAACUCAGAAUUGUGCCUAGCUAGCAAGUGAAGGAAAAAUAAGCAAUAUGUCGAUUAGUAAAUGUGCAUUGAUUCACAUGAGUAGCUCUGCAGAUCGAACUCCAUUUACUCACAACUUCAAACCCUUUGCAGUUACCCCUUUCAAGACGGCAUUUCAGAAGAACGUACCAACUCUACAAAUCAAUGCUCCUUAUAGAAGAUUGAAGGAGGCUUCUGUCAGGUUAUUGGAUGCCUUUGUUGAUCUCAUGUUUGUAUUUGUCGAUGAGCCACUUCUUCCUUCUCAGAGUAACUUUGCUCCGGUGGAAGAGGCCGGCGAAGCCGUACAAGUGUCCAUUGUUGAAGGGGCAAUACCUGAUGAAUUUCCCGAGGGUGUUUAUAUCAGAAAUGGGGCGAAUCCUCUUUACGGAGGUCUGAAAUCUGCAGUGUCCAUAUUCGGAAAGACGAGCAGUUUGUGGGUAGAAGGAGAAGGGAUGGUACACGCCGUCUACUUCAAAAAGGAUGGUGCUGGAAACUGGACAACCUCCUACAACAACAGAUACGUCGAAACCGAAACAUACCUGCUAGAAAAAGACAAGAACAGGCCUUACAUUCUCCCUGCAGCAGAAGGAAUUCCCUCAGCUGUUCUGUCCAGUUACCUGAUAAAUUUGCUGAGGCUACGGGCAGGGGCGAAGCAAUACAGCAAUACAAACGUCGUCGAACAUGGCGGUCGAUUCUUCUCAGUGACAGAGACUCAUAGUCCUCAGGAGAUCGACAUUCAUACAUUGGAGACCUUAGGGGAUUGGACUAUCGAUGGAGCUUGGACAAGGCCAUUCACCAGUCAUCCCAAGAAAGUUCCGGGGACCGGAGAACUUCUUAUAAUGGGGUGUGAUAAUCUGAAACCUUAUUAUGAAGUUGGGAUCAUCUCAGCGGAUGGAUCAAAGCUUGUCCAUAAGGAGGAUCUUAAGUUCGAUAGAACUGUGAUUAGCCAUGAAAUUGGAGUUACACAAAGGUACAAUGUGAUCUUGGAUUUUCCGAUAAUCGUAGAUAUGAAUCGGGUUCUGAAGGGAGGCCCGCUAAUAAAGUAUGAGAAAGACAAACAUUCAAGAAUUGGAGUAAUGCCUCGUUAUGGAAAUGCUGAAUCCGUCAAGUGGUUUGCAGUGGAGCCAAGCUGUGCAUUUCAUUUGAUUAAUUGCUUCGAAAAUGGCGAUGACGAGGUUGUAGUGAUGGGGUGUAAAGGCCAAGAAUCGAUCAUACCAGGGCCCGAUUUCGGAGUCGACAAAUUUAAAUGGUUUUCCAGAGGCUUUAAGAAUGUCUAUUCAGUCGAAGAAAAUGGCGAAAAUACCGAUCAAGAUGGAAUGCUUUUCGCCCGGGCUUACGAAUGGCGACUGAACAUGAAAACUGGGGAGGUGACGGAAGGGUAUCUUACAGGAACAGAAUUCUCCAUGGAUUUUCCCCUGAUCAAUCCUUCUUUUACUGGUCUGAAAAACAGAUAUGCAUAUACACAGGUUGUCGAUUCAUCGGCCAGCUCGGCUGCAGGAAUGCCGAAAUACAGUGGCCUAGCAAAACUCCAUCUUGAAGGGACUAAUGAUAAACUUGUCGAAUACCACAUGUUCCCGGAAAACACAUACUGCAGUGGAGCUGCAUUUGUUUCUAAGCCGGGAGCUUCCGAGGAAGACGACGGGUGGAUCGUUGCUUUCGUGCACGACGAAGAUGCCGACAAGUCUCAGGUGUAUAUUGUGGAUGCAAAUCGAAUUUCGGGAGGGGCAGUGGCUAAAAUUGGAUUGAACAGUAGAGUUCCUUAUGGAUUUCAUGGAAUCUUUUCACCAAUUUAAUUUUGGCACUUAAAUAUUCCAAUUUGUAUUAGUUUAUGAAUAGUGGGUUUCUUUAUGUAUAUAUUAAAGUCGAUUGUUGUUACCAUUUUGGUUGUGCCAAACGAUAGCAGUUGAGGUUGUCAGCAUCUUAGGGUUCAAUGCCAUGGAUGCUUCGUUGUAUCCACUGGUUUUUAUCCAAAUCUUAACCCAAGUUGGGAUUAUCCCGAUGCA
Andrographis paniculata is the source of this 2047-nucleotide messenger RNA. Its product is annotated as carotenoid 9,10(9',10')-cleavage dioxygenase 1-like. The record is from RefSeq and is a predicted model, not a curated record. Bases 74 to 1837 code for a protein of 587 amino acids. Gene Ontology annotation, cellular component: chloroplast stroma. The transcript has 12 exons. Gene Ontology annotation, biological process: carotene catabolic process. NCBI's taxonomy places the organism in Eukaryota, Viridiplantae, Streptophyta, Magnoliopsida, Lamiales, Acanthaceae. Gene Ontology annotation, molecular function: carotenoid dioxygenase activity.